AUGUUUCUUUAUCUUUUUCUCCUCUCUCUUUCAGGAGAAAUAUCGACUUCUCUUUUUUUUUUCCCUGUAUUUCUCUUCUUCUUUUUUUCUUUCUUUUGCACGUGUCACUUUUUGUUGUCUCCCACUCUUUUGUUUCUUUACUCUAUCUUUGUGCAACAUAAAAAAACUGCUACAUAUUUUUUGUUGUUGCUGUUUCUCUUUUCUUUCCCGCCGAAAUACCGUUGCUUUUAUUUUAUUUGUUUUGUUUAUUCACUCUCUCUCUCUUGUAAUUUCUCUCCGCGCGCUCGCGUGUAUGAUAAUAAUAUCAUCAUCACCACCACCUUCUUACCUAAAACAGUUUUUCCUAGGCUUUUCAAAAAUAUUUUCCCAACCACCGUCUUUCAUUCCUUUGUCACCCCUGACCUUCUCUCACUCACCCCUCCCAAGACUGGAACAGAAUUCCCUCCUCACCACCACCACCACUGCCCUUCAAUUAUUAUUUGCUCCCCUCUAUAUUCUUUCUUUCACUCUAUAUUUAUAUCUCUCUUCUUCAAAUAUCUCUCUCUCUCUCUCUUCUCUCUCUCUCUCUCUCUCUUGUAUCUAUCUAUUUGUCCCUAUCCAUUUACUUCAAACCUGUGCUUUUUAUCUAUUUACAUUUCUGUGUAUCUGUUGGUGUUCCUCUCUCUGUUUAUAUAUCUCUAUAGGCAAUUCUUUUACUUCAUCCCUCUAUUCUCAUUUCUCUCUCCAUGUUUUUUGUACUAUUUCUCUCUCCCCACUUCUUUCUUAGUGUUUCAUUCUAUCUCAUUAAUCUCCAUUGGUGCCUCUCCCUGUUCAUGUCUCCAUUGGUGCCUCUCCCUGUUCAUGUCUCCACUGGUGCCUCCCACACCCUUGAGUUAUUUUUUUCCCACUCCUUACUCUCUAUAUCUCUAUCUCUUUUUUGAGUCUUUCUAUCUUUUUCUUUCCUUCCUUUCUUCAAUUUCUCUUUUCUCAUUGUAUCUGGCUUUUUUCUAUCUUAGCAGCUUAACUAAUUUUCUCUGUUCUUUCUCUUCAUCCUUUCCCUUAUUCCCCUCUAACCUGCAUUUUGUUUUCUCCAUUUUGGUCUCUAUUUCAUGUCCUUGUCACUUUUCUUUUUCUCUGUCUCUAUCUGUAUCGAUAUUUCUCUUGUUUCCCACCCAGUGUUCAUCUCUUAGUAUCUCUCUGUCUUUACUCGUAUUCUUCUCUCACUUCUUUCUCAAGCCAACUUCACAAUCCAGUGUUGUGAAAUUUAAUUUGUGCGUGCCUCUGUCUCAUUCUCUUCAUAUCUCUCUCUUUCUCAUUCUCUUCCUAUAUAUCUCUCUCAUUCUCUUACUGUGUAUUUCUCUCUCUCUCAUUCUCUUCCUGUAUCUCUAUAUCUCAUUCUCUUCCAAAUCUCUCUCUCUCUCUCUCUGA
This is a messenger RNA of Acanthosepion pharaonis, 1407 nucleotides long. The record is from the annotation of a GenBank genome assembly. NCBI's taxonomy places the organism in Eukaryota, Metazoa, Mollusca, Cephalopoda, Sepiida, Sepiidae.